CGCACCCACCUCCCCGGCCCGAGGCACACUGCAGCUCGGCGCCGACUCUCCGGCCCCGGCGAGGUGGCUGCAAACUCUCGGGCACGCACGGCGCUCGGGGAUCCGGACUCGGGGGAGGGGACGCGCACGGAAGGCGCCAGCUUCCUCCCGCCCGCCCCUCGCAGCCGCGAGCCGAGGUCGGAGGAACCCGGAGCCCCAGCCCGGCAGAGCUGAGCGGCGGCGGCGGCUUCCCUUUUCUCCCCCAGCGAGCCCUGAAGCGCCUCGGGGACCGGCCCUAAAAAGAGCAGGAAAUCUUGUUUACCGCCCAAGGAGCACAGCCGAUCGAGCCUUUGUCUGGAAAGUCAGCAUCUCUGGCUCCGUCAGCAAUGUGUGCCUGGUGACAUUAGCCUUGGGCAGACCGGCCGGAAAAGGGGGGUCGCCAGGUUCAGAUCUGGUUUCAGAGGCGGAUCGAGCGGGUGACUUUUGUGCAUUCGUUUUAAUUUUUGUAAAUCUCUCUUAUUUUUCCUCCCUCGCCCGCUGCCGGGCAUGUCCUGAUCUGGCGCCCGCUACUACUGCCCCGGGCUGCCGAUCAGAGCGGUUUCCAGUGGGUCUCCCUCCCUCCCUGGCUGACUUUGCAACACCGCGUUCCAGGCGGAUCGACCUCGGCGAGGAAGGAGGCGGGGGAGCCGCGAACACCAGGACCCAAGCCUUGACAUGCUCUCGGGCGGAGAGGAGGAAGCCAGGACCUGAGCGCACCGCCGGGGCUAAUUCGCCGCCCGGGUCCGAGCACGGGGCUCUGGGCGCUUUGCCCUGAGCCUGGGCGGCAGCCUUGUUGGUCUGGGGGAGCCCCCCUCUUCCCGCCCCGGGGGUCCGCGGCCGGCAGGACCAUGCUGCUGAAGGAGUACCGGAUCUGCAUGCCGCUCACCGUAGCCGAGUACAAAAUCGGACAGCUGUACAUGAUCAGCAAGCACAGCCACGAACAGAGCGACCGAGGAGAAGGGGUGGAGGUCGUCCAGAACGAGCCCUUCGAGGACCCUCACCAUGGGAACGGGCAGUUCACGGAGAAACGCGUGUAUCUCAACAGCAAACUGCCUAGUUGGGCUAGAGCUGUUGUUCCCAAGAUAUUUUAUGUUACAGAGAAGGCAUGGAACUAUUAUCCCUACACGAUUACAGUGUUCCUUUCUGCCAAAAUUCUCCAUUCAUAUAGAAACCAAGUAUGAGGACAACAAAGGAAGCAACAACAGCAUUUUUGACAAUGAAGCCAAAGAUCUGGAGAGAGAAGUGUGCUUUAUCGAUAUUGCCUGCGAUGAAAUUCCAGAACGUUACUACAAAGAAUCUGAGGAUCCUAAACACUUCAAGUCAGAGAAGACAGGACGGGGCCAGUUAAGGGAAGGCUGGAGAGAUAGUCAUCAGCCCAUCAUGUGUUCCUACAAGCUGGUGACCGUGAAGUUUGAGGUCUGGGGGCUUCAGACCAGAGUGGAACAAUUUGUACACAAGGUGGUCCGAGAUAUUCUUCUGAUUGGACAUAGACAGGCUUUUGCAUGGGUUGAUGAGUGGUAUGACAUGACAAUGGAUGAAGUCCGAGAAUUUGAACGAGCCACUCAGGAAGCCACCAACAAGAAAAUUGGCGUUUUCCCCCCUGCCGUUUCUAUCUCCAGCAUUCCCCUGCUGCCGUCCUCAGUCCGCAGCGCCCCUUCCAGCGCUCCAUCCACUCCUCUCUCCACAGAUGCGCCAGAAUUUCUGUCGGUUCCCAAAGAUCGGCCCCGGAAAAAGUCUGCCCCAGAAACUCUCACGCUUCCAGACCCUGAGAAAAAAGCCACCCUGAAUUUACCUGGCAUACAUUCUUCAGAUAAGCCAUGUCGGCCUAAAGCAGAGUAACUUCAUAAGAAUAUUUCAUGGGGUUUUAUAUUUUCGGUUUGGGGUCUUGUUUUUUUUUGUUUGUUGUUUUUUUUUUAAUAAUCUGGUAUAGAAAAAGACUGCUUUGUCACUCAAACAUGUCACUUUGAUCUUUUGAGUGUGCAGGUAGUUAAGUAAUUUCACGUAUGAUCCCUUAAGUAUGCCACACAGCGCCAUAUUAGACGUAAGACGUAAGACUUGCAAAGGACAGAAGGGAUCUUCUGUAGCCACAGCUGGAUGCCGGGGAGGAAGCCUUGUUUAUUGGGCAUUUGAUGAGGUUGGCAUGGACUUCAAGGGUAAAUAAAUGAAAACUUUGCACCACUGUGUUACAAGGUGUAGUGAAAUAGUGAAGUCAGUUUCCUCCCAUCAAACCUGAAAUUCUCGAAAAUAUUCUCAGGCAUAAUAUACCUAAUUGUUAAAUUUUGAACUGCUCCUUACCAAUACUUGAAUACCAGUAGUUACUGAGAUUCCUAUUUGCGUUAGUCUGACUCAGGAUUUGGGGCCUAAUUAACUCUUUAAAUUUUUUGGAAAUUUUAAUUAUCAACAUGUAGAGGCUCCAAGUGCAAUUAACAGUAACUUAUUUAUACCUUUCACACAAUUUAAUAAAGAUUCCACUUGUUUCUGUCUUUUAAUAACUUUCCCCUUCGUGCCCUUGUGGCCUCAGAAAUCUUUUAAGAAUUACAUGGAUGAAUGUGACCAUAACUGUCUGAUUUGGGGAUGGUUUGGUUUAGGAACCAAGAGGCCCAGGUGAGGCAAACGUCUUUUUUUUUCUACAGGUACCAACGAACCUUGACCUAUCACCUUCCGUCAUCCUUUAAGAUUCUCAGAAUUUGCAAUUAAUUGAGUAGAAUUCAUUGACUCUUUACCCACUCAAAGAAGUUCAAGGAUAGAGUAAACUACCUGGACUUUAACACUGUCAGAGUUGUCUCCCAUCCCCUUCCUCAUUUUACUCUUAAUAACAUCUAGACCUCCCUGAACGGAUUGCCCAUCACUAGACCUUAGAAAAGAUUGUCAUUCUCUUGCUCCUUACUUGAAAUCCAAAUAUUGGGAAUGUCACAAAAGUCGAGUGAAUACAGUCGAGUGGGAGGAGAAAAUGAGCAGAAUGGCUGACUCCUAUCUGUAGAGUAACAAGGAAAAGUGAUAAAAGAUGCCCCUCUGUCUAGCUUUCUUUUCUGAGAGUAUUGGUAAUGCAAGAUUAGACUCAAGGUUGAUGGGAGACAAGAUCACUCACCAAAGUGGCAGAGAGAGAACUCUCCUUUGAUCUAAAGAGAAGACUGCCACCUUCGCACCUCACUGCCUUUAAACACAGAAAGAAGAGCAAACAGAAUCUGGCAUUUCCUUUUGUCCUCCAAGAGAGGAAGAGAACAAGGUAAUUGGGCAACUCCAAGGCCCCAGCUAGCCUUCCUGACCAUAACCUCCAACCUCAGGAAAGGGACCUUCCCCAAACACAGAUUCCAAAGGACACUACAUAGACCAAGGAGGGUAUCCUCCUCCUCUUACACAGCCUCUCAGCCAGUGGACCCUGCCUGCUUCUCUCUCUCAGAGCACAGCACUCUGCCUAGUGUCCUUCCAGUUAACAGACUCUCCCAAGGUGCAGGUGCUGGCCCCAUGAGCCCAGCACCAAGUGUUCUAAGUCAUAUGUCAGAUUGUCAAGAUCAUUUCUUUAUCUAUAGGUUGACAUUUAGCUUAAUAAAUAAAUAAACCCAGAACUCAAAGGGAACCCAUUGCAAAUAGCUUAGAUCAACAGUGCAUCUCUUCCCUAAGAAUGAUAGCACCAUAGUAAGACACCGCCUUUGCAUGGUAUGGUAGCAUGAUUUUUGCUUGUGGGAAAACUCAAUCUUUUAUCAAGACCCCUUGGACUUCUCAGUGGCUCUCUUUCGACACAGUAGCACUUAACAAGAAUGUUUCCCUUUGGAAGUAAAAUUCUCCUUUCAGAAGACAGUGACAUGGUGUGUAUAUUUGCUUACCAUUUGCAAGCUGAAAUCAGGAUGGGGUGGGAUCGUGAUUUUUGCAUGGAAUGAAUUUAUUUUGUGCGUGCUGUUCACACAUCUAGACCUAGUUUUUCUGUUGAUGCCAUUGCUAAUUUUCCAUUUUUGUAAAGUAGCUUCUGCUAUCCAGGUCAGCAAUUCUAUAUGCUUUAGAAAGCUAAUUUCUGGUUUCCUACUGUGAGUUUUCUUUCUCUUAUAGCCAGUACAAUACCACAGACAUUACUUGCAAAACUACCACUGAUAGUGUAAUUCUUAGCCAACAAAUAUGUGUGCUCUUAAAGUAUGUUCAGUUUUUCUGUCUACAUGGGGUUU
Molecule: messenger RNA, 4175 nt
Organism: Lagenorhynchus albirostris (white-beaked dolphin)
Lineage: Eukaryota; Metazoa; Chordata; Mammalia; Artiodactyla; Delphinidae
Gene: PITPNC1
Product: phosphatidylinositol transfer protein cytoplasmic 1
Exons: 8
Coding region: 1021-1857 (278 amino acids)
Biological process (GO): phospholipid transport
Cellular component (GO): cytoplasm
Molecular function (GO): phosphatidylinositol binding; phosphatidylinositol transfer activity
Source: RefSeq, a predicted model, not a curated record